UCCAACAUUCAUGAGUUAUUGAACUUCAGCAUGCCAUACAAAAAGAGAAAAAAUGAGGGAUCGAAACGAGAAGACAGCGAAGUCAGGAUUAUGUUGACUGAUAUCAAACAAAGGAGUACAGAAUUGGAAAGACCAUCAAAGAGGCAAAAGAGAGGAGUAAAGAAGGCUGAACAAAAUGAAGCUGGUAAUCAAGGACAGUCCCAGAAGGGAAAUACAGGAGAACAGAAAGCUGAAAAAAAGAAUGAAAAAGGUGGAAAGGAAAUACCUUCAAAGAGACAAAAGAGAGGAGCACAGAAAGCUGACGAAAAAGAAAAUGCAGCUGAUAAUCAUAGAAAGCCACAGACAGAAAAUAUAGGAGAGCAGAGAGCUGAAGAUAAGUGUGUUGAAGUUGAAAGUCAAAGUCAAUCAGAGAGUCAAAAGAGAGAACAGAAGACUACAGAAAAUGAAGAUGAAGGUGAUUCGAAGUUAUGUUAUGAUUCCUGGGAGGAAGAAAUGUUGCAGCUUGCAAAAGAAGCCCAGCAAAAGCUUUCGCCAGCAGAAAGAGAUGCUUCCUGCAAUGAUUGGCCAGUUAUGGUUCCUGGUAGACUAAGCCUAACAGGAAAAAAGAAGUUCUAUGACGUUAGUAGGGAGGAAGUAAAAAGGCGAGUUGGAUCUCCUGAAAACCUUUCAUCGACUAUGGUCUGUCAGUUGUUAAAGAGGAGCAGAUCAGUGGCAAAUAUUCCACCAGGAAUUGUUAUAAGAAAGAACAUCAAGACUUCUAUAAGCUUAUUUUCAGGCCUUACAGAAGGAGAGGCAAAAGACUUGGCUGAUGAUUUCAGCAACAUUGUUGAAAAGAGCGAAAUCUUUUCAAGGCUUAGUAAAAUUUGCUCAUCAAGAAAAGAAGCUAAUGAAGUUCGAGAUGUUCUACUUAAAGCUGUUGACGUAUUAGAAAAUAUUGGAGACCUAGAAGAGGGAAGCAGACUUACUCAUGGUUUUAUGAAACCAGCUUUAACUUUUGUUGUUAAAGAGUUGGCAAAACACAUAGAUUAAUUUUUAUACGACCGCAAAAGUAAUUUUUUUGGGUCGUAUAUUGGUAUCACGUCGUCGUCGUCGUCGUCAGCGCCGUGCGAAGACAGAUGGUUUCCGGAUAAUAACUUUUAUAUAAGUAAAUAGAAAUCAAUAUAAUUUUAACACAAUGUUUAUAACCACAAAAGGAAGGUUGGGAUUGAUUUUGGGGUUAUGGUCCCAAAGGUUUAGGAAUAAGGGGCCCAAAGGGGCCCAAAACAAGCAUUUAUCUAAUUUUAGGACAAUAACUUGUGUAUAAGUAAUUCAAUUGCUCUGAAAUUGUACCACAAUGUUUAAUACCAUAAGUAGAAGGUUGGGAUUUAAUUUAAGGGUUAUGGAGCAAAUAGUCUAGGAAUUAAGGGCCAAAAAGGGCCCAAAAACAUGCAUUUUUCUAGUUUCCGCACAAUAACUUGUGUGUAACUGUAUGGACCUCUCUGACAUUUUACUACAAGGUUCAAUAUAACAAAGGAAAGCCUGGGAUUGAGUUUGGGGUUAAUUUCCCCGAACAUGUAGGAAUGAGGGGCCAAAAAAGGGCCAAAAAGAAGCAUUUUUCUAGUUUACAGACAAUAACUUGUGUUUAAGUGUAUGGAUCUCUCUAAAAUUAUACUACAAGGUUUCUUUCUACAAAGGAAAGGCUGGAAUUGAAUUUUGGGGUUCUUGCUCCAAGGGGGGUUUCAAAAAGUUGGGGCCAAAAAGGGGCCCAAAUAAGCAUUUUUGUAGUUUCCAGUCAAUAACUUGUGUUUAAGUGUAUAAAUCUCUCUGAAAUUGUACGACAAGUUUCCAUACUACCAAGGAAUGGUUAUGGGGGGUUAUGCUUCAAAUCAUUUAGCAAUUAGGAGCAAAAAGAAGGAAAAACAAGGGUUUUUCUGGUUAAAGGACAAUUUAGACAAUUUAAAAGCAGUGUAAGGGAGGUAAUCCAAUUCCAUUUAAAGAAUACUGUUAUAUAUAUGUUUGAUUACACUGCUUGCAAAUUAUGUAUUAAGGAAUGAUAUUGUCUUGAGAUGAUUAGCUGUAAUCUUUUUUUAGAAGUUACUAUUAAUUAAUAUUAAUUUUAACCAUGACUGUAUGUCAUUUCAUAUUUCAAUAUGUUAUGAUAUAUUUAAAUGAGUAGUUAUUGUUGCAAACUCCAUUAGAAAUUUGAAUGGAGAUUAUUUUUGGAACAAGGGAA
Molecule: messenger RNA, 2212 nt
Organism: Mytilus californianus (California mussel)
Lineage: Eukaryota; Metazoa; Mollusca; Bivalvia; Mytilida; Mytilidae
Product: transcriptional regulator ATRX homolog
Exons: 16
Coding region: 31-1029 (332 amino acids)
Biological process (GO): regulation of transcription by RNA polymerase II; anatomical structure development; regulation of cell population proliferation
Cellular component (GO): nucleus
Molecular function (GO): DNA-binding transcription factor activity, RNA polymerase II-specific; RNA polymerase II transcription regulatory region sequence-specific DNA binding
Source: RefSeq, a predicted model, not a curated record